Syngnathus typhle (broad-nosed pipefish) is the source of this 2797-nucleotide messenger RNA. RefSeq names its product transmembrane channel like 5 (gene tmc5). The record is from RefSeq and is a predicted model, not a curated record. Lineage: Eukaryota; Metazoa; Chordata; Actinopteri; Syngnathiformes; Syngnathidae. The transcript has 20 exons. Bases 1 to 2784 code for a protein of 927 amino acids. Gene Ontology annotation, molecular function: mechanosensitive monoatomic ion channel activity. Gene Ontology annotation, cellular component: plasma membrane.
AUGUCAAGUUACAGCAACGGAGGACUUUUCAAUCCUGCCUACCAUGACAGCGAAACUUUGGAAAUUGAUAGGUCCUCCAGAAGACCACAGAACACUAACCCAUAUGUCCAGGAAGAACGGGACUGGUGGAAGGACAGAGAAGACUCAGAGAUUGGUCAAAGUGGUGAUGCUGGAGUGAGAGUGCCCUGGGUGGGCUGGAGGGGAGCAGAAAGUAUUCCUAUGGAACUCCAGUCAAGACGCCCACAAAGAUCUGUAUUCCAGCAUGACUUCAACCACAGUCCAUUCCAAAUCGAGCAUGACUAUGAUCACUCGCCACCUAUCCGACCUCCGUCUGCAUCAUCAGGCACAAUGACUAUGAGAUGGAGGGGAGUCGGAUUAAGGAUGAACAUGUUUUCGAGCCAGGAUCCUGCUCAUCUGGCAUUCACAGAGGAGGCCAUCAAGACUGAGUUGGAAAAUGAGGAGAAGAGUCUGGUCAAAGAACUUGUUGACUUGUCAACACGAGACAGAAUCAAGGCCAUACGAGACCUUCCGAUGAGCUUUGAGGAGAAAAAACAUAUAAGGAGUGAAGUGCUGGCAUUUGAAUCUAAGUCUCGUCGGUUCACUUGUUGUGCAGACUGCUCGGAGAGAGCAGCACUGUUUUUUCGCAGGUGCGGCUAUAGUAUCAGGUCAGCCGGGCAGACCUUGGAACUGUGGCAAGGCAUCAUGAAAGAGAUAGGGGGCAGGUUCGGCACCAGUGUGCUCACCUACUUUCUAUUUCUCAAGUGGUUGCUCAUAUUCAACAUAUUCUCCUUCCUGGUUAACUUUGGCUUCAUCACCAUCCCGCUACUGGUUUAUGAUAUCUCCCCCAACUUCCUUCCAAAUGUCAGCUUCAGAGGACUGGAGAUUCUAACUGGAGCUGGUUACUUCAAUUCCACUCUCAUGUACUACGGUGGGUACAGCAAUGAAACUUUUGUGGAGCUGGUAGAAUACAACAUCCAACUAGCCUACUUUUUCACAAUUGCCAUUUACAUGGUGUUGUGCGGCAUUGCGCUAAUCACAAGUAUGGCAAACUCUUUCAAAACAAAUUACAUGCUUGCGGAUCAAGUUUCCAACAGUGCGUGGCAGCUUUUGUGCAGCUGGGAUUUUAACAUCACCAAUGAAAAAGCAGUGAGACAGCGCAAGAACAACCUAAGAGUACAGCUGAAGGAGUCAUUGGCAGAGAAGGCCCAAAGAGAUCGGUUAACCUUCAAUGAAAAGCUCAAGCACAUUGGGAUUCAUCUUGGCUCGUGGCUUCUCUCCACCGGUCUGGCUGUUGGCUGUGCCGCCAGUAUCUAUUUUCUCUGCCAGUAUGAAGAGCAGAACAUGACAGAUGCUGCAAACUGGUCACUGCUUCAAGAGGCAGAAACUCUCCUUGUCCCCUUUGUGGUCUCCUUGAUGAACCUGAUUGUCCCACUUUUCUACUCUUUCUUCAAUAAGUUUGAGCAAUAUUCCAGUCAACGCAGACAGAUCUACAGUCUGUUGCUCAGGAAUGUUUUACUCAAGAUGUUUAUUCUGGGUGUUUUAUGCUACUACUGGAUGAAUGUGGUGGCUCAGAAGUUUUCGUGCUGGGAGUCCAUGGUCGGGCAGGCAUUGUACCGCUUGGUCAUCUUUGACUUUUUCUUCCUAAUGUUGGGAUCCUUCUUUGGAGAGUUUCUCAGCAAUUUCUUAGGAAGAAAAUUCCUACCACGUCUUGGAGUUCCAGAGUUUGACGUUGCCAGAAAUGUCCUUGAACUCAUCUAUGCACAGACUCUAGUCUGGAUUGGAAUCUACUUCUCGCCACUGUUGCCUGCCAUUCAGAUUGUCAAGUUUUUCAUCUUAUUUUUUAUAAAAAAGGUCAGCCUGACUCACAACUGUCAGCCUCCGCGGCGGACAGGCAGAGCAGCUCAGAUGCAAACCAUCUUCAUUGCUCUCCUCUUCUUCCCCUUCUUUGUGGGGGCCCUGUCAAUGGUUGGAUACACUGCAUGGCGACUGACUCCUUCUCAGCAAUGUGGUCCUUUUCGAGGUCUAAAUAACACCUUUGGUGUGGUUGGAAUCUGGAUUGAUGGUAUGGAAGACAUCCCUGGUUCUCAAGGUGCCAUCUGGAUCUAUGAAAAUGUCAUCAAAAGUGAAAUUGUUUACUUCCUCGCCACACUCAUAAUCUUAAUCGUCAUAUAUAUCUUCUGGCAAGUCUCUCAGGGCCGCAAGCACCUUAUUGGUCAACUGAGACAGCAAAUCGUAAAUGAGGGGAAAGACAAAUCCUUUUUGUUGGAGAAACUACAGAACCUCCAGAAAUCUCAUCCAAAUAAGAAACACAAACAGAAGAAUCCAAAACAGCACCCCAAUCGGCGCUUGGGUGGUCAGUCCCACUCGAAUGCGACGGUGCCAGCUUCACUUAAUCGCCAACGAGUUGAGCAAGAGGAGAGCCGCUUCCCAAAAACUGAUUCUCAUCAAAUGGAUGAGCGUCACCCAUUACAUCAGUCGUCUGACAGAUAUGUAUUCUACAAUACAGCAGAAUUUCCUGAAAACCAUUAUGACAGCUCCGCCGAUGUAAUUCAGGCAAGACAAAAACAUGAAGCAGAUAUCGCCCCAGAAAUAGAUGGUUCGUCAUCUUUCAUGUCCAACGCAAUGAUACACGUCAUGCAAGCAAGACAAAGAGCAGAAAGAAAUGAGGGUCUUUAUUGGGACCCUGCUCCCCCUCCUAAUCUACCUCCUGCUAGUUCCAGUGCUCUCAUACAAGCUAUGUUAGUUCGGCAACAAGACCAGAAUGAGUAUGAUGACGGCUACUAAUCCAAAGGUUUCA